AGAGUUUGGCCUUGUCUUCCCAAAAACCCUAUGCUACAGCGGGAGAGGGAGUGAACCCCUCCACCUCCGUCCGCCGCCGCCGCCAUGGCGCUCCGCGGCAUCACCCCCCGGAGAAGACCCCUCCUCCCUGUCCCCCGUGCCUUCUUCUCCUCGAACCCGCCCUUCCCUCCGCCCCCGCCACCAGCCAACGGCCCCGACGCCGCCCACCCCCUCCCCUCCUCUCCGCAAUCCAACCCCGGCGCGCCGCCGCGGGAUUCGGCGUCCGCGCUCUUCCAGGACAUCCGAGAGCGCCUCCGCGUGUCGCCCAGGUCGCCCCCUCCGCGUCGGAUCCCGAUGAACCACUCUCCAAAGGAGCUCCCCGAUGUCCGCCAGGCCCUCGAGUCCUUCCGCAGAUCCGGCGGCCUGACCUCCCCCUCCACUCCCGGAGCCUCCCCCUCCACUCCCGGAGCCACCCCAUCCUUCAUGGACUUGCUCAAGAACCAGCGUCCCAAUACUGGGCAGGGUUUGGGCAGCUUCGAUCCCAUCAGAGGGAGCCUCAAGGGCGCCUUGCCGGCGCAGCAGAGGCAGCCCCUUCAGCCGACGCCGUUUUUGUCCCAUAAGUCGGACAUCUUCAAGAAGGAGCUAGAGAGAGGCGGGAAGGCUGGGGAAGAAGAGGAGAAGGAUUCUGGCACCACGCUUAUGAGGGUCUACAGCUACGAGGAUCUUGGGAAAAGGCUAGGGGACCUGCGGCCAGCGGGCGCGGUCAAGGACGGUAAGGAGUGGUUCUCGCUCGAGGAGCUGCAGGGGCGGAUCGCCAAGCUUGUGGAGUUGGAGAAGCAGGAGCAUCGGCUUGGUGCGAAGUUCGCUGUAAUCCGGAAAAGCAUCUUAAAUCUCAAGCAACCAGAAAAAACGGUUCAGGGUCAGGGGGUACACCUGCAAACAAUGCUGAGCCUUGGGGGGCAGAUGACACCAGACUACACGCGACUGCCUCCGCAGGAGGAGUUGGUGGAGAGGUAUUUCCAUCCAGACCAUAUGUCAUCCGAAGAGAAGAUGAAACUGGAGCUCCAAAGGGUGAGGGACGAGUUCAAGAUGUCCGAGAAUGACUGUGGUUCUGCACGAGUUCAAAUUGCCCAACUGACUCUGAAAAUCAAGCAUUUGUCAGCUGUUCUACACAAGAAGGAUAAACAUUCUAGAAAGGGGCUUCAAGAGAUGGUCCAAAGGAGGAAGAAGUACCUCAAAUACUUGAGAAGAACCGAUUGGGACUCUUACUGCCUUGUUCUGUCAAAGCUGGGGCUUCGCGAUGUGCCUGAGUACAAAGCUCCUGACUACAAGAGCAAGCCCACCACCAAGGCCAAAUCCAAGAAGAACAAGAGCAAGAGAAAGAAGAGAAAGAUGAAGGCAUAGAAGUGAACAAACAUGCCCUUUUCGGCGUUGAAUUGCAUGGCCAGAAAUCAAUCGAAAAGACGCACGGGCCCGAGAUGGCUCAACCCAGUCUUGCAAUGUUGUAUUUUUCAACCCGUUGUAAUAACCAUUUCCUUUGGGUGCCAAGGUUUUUCCUUGUUUUUGCUAGGAGCUGCAGCCUUCCUGUAACAACUGAUUUCUUGUUACUUUUGAGUUCUCCCGCUCAAUUUGCUAGGAAGGGUAGGGGGGACAGACACGAUACCAUUACGGCAUUGUCAGUUAUACCUGUCUUAUGAUGCUGUUUGAUGUAAUUUGUCAGAAUUCUUGCACAGGAACGAAUAAACAAUCUUGCAAAUUUUAGCA
Molecule: messenger RNA, 1743 nt
Organism: Setaria italica (foxtail millet)
Lineage: Eukaryota; Viridiplantae; Streptophyta; Magnoliopsida; Poales; Poaceae
Exons: 4
Coding region: 85-1383 (432 amino acids)
Biological process (GO): translation
Cellular component (GO): ribosome
Molecular function (GO): structural constituent of ribosome
Source: RefSeq, a predicted model, not a curated record